Anarrhichthys ocellatus (wolf-eel) is the source of this 2193-nucleotide messenger RNA. RefSeq names its product SUMO specific peptidase 3b (gene senp3b). The record is from RefSeq and is a predicted model, not a curated record. Gene Ontology annotation, biological process: proteolysis. Gene Ontology annotation, molecular function: cysteine-type peptidase activity. The coding region runs from base 401 to 1798 and encodes 465 amino acids. Lineage: Eukaryota; Metazoa; Chordata; Actinopteri; Perciformes; Anarhichadidae. The transcript is spliced from 8 exons.
GCGACGGACUUGUUGGUAGUUCACAUGAGAGCGAACAAUCUGCAGUGAUCCGGCUCGGCUCAUCCCUCGUUUCACACAGACCAUAUCAAUUUAAAUAGAUUCUUCCUGUCGAUUUCAUGUCCAUCGUAAACUGUAGUCCACCGUUGCUGUGGAGUGUUUGCGUUUUUCUCUGAACCGGAAGACCUCAAAGAAAUCAAAGUUCGCAAGGAGGUGACAUCUGGCUGCUGCACACCUGACUUCAUUGAAUGAGGUUUAACACCAAUUAGCAUUUGUUUUGGUUCGAUACCCAUAGACAAUUACACACGCCCAACAUUCAGUCGGACGCAACUGGACACACAUUCAUAUAAAUCUGCAGGCUAACGGUGACGAGCUGGCGCAGGUCGUGGGUUGUCCGUGGAGAAUGCGAGACAGUGGCGGUAGCCUGGCCCAGAACCGCUGGCAGGGGGACCUGGGUCUGACUGCUGUGGGGCAGGGCGACACAGGAGGAGGUGGGAUUCCUGGAGACCACCUCAUAGUCCCUGUGUCAGGCAACAGUGUACCCAGCCCCAUGCACCUCAGACUGGGCCAGAAAGAGAAGGUGUGGACAGGCGAAUAUGUGGAGGAAGACGACGACGACGACGACGACGACGAGGAGGAUGGGGUGGGCAGGAUCAAGGAAAUGGGUGAAGAGGAAGAGGAAAACAAUCUGGAUGGUGAGGUAGAGUUUGAAGGCAAGGGUUGGGAUAACAAUGAGGAGGACGAAGAAGAGGAGGAGGAGGAGGAAGAAGAAGAAGACGACGAGGUGGAAGAUGAAGGAGACCGGGCGGAGCUGGAGUGGGAGAUCCCAGACUUUCCCUCCCAGGCCACGCAGCACCCUCACUCGCACCAACAUCAUGGACCACAACAGGAGGCGGACGGCGGCGGCGACGUCCCGGCAGAGGACGCCGUCUCCCAGGCCAAAGCGGGGGACUUGUUCAGGUCCCACCUGAGCAGGUACAGGGCUCUGAGGAGGCUCCGGCGCUGGCAGCGUCUGCGCUCCCACAGAGGGGUUGGGUUUCGGCUCACCAAGCACUGGAAGAGCUGGCGCCAGCGGGCGCAGUGGGUGGGCUCCCGGGGGUACCGGUGCAGCCGCAAAGGGCAGAGGCACAGUCAGCACAGCAAGCAGAGGAGGACAAAAAGGUCUCGGCAGUCACCAUACAGCGAUGAAGAGGACGACAGCAACGAUGAGAGGUUCACGGACUCCGAGAGAGAUGAGCUGAUGAACGGCUGCUCUCCAGACAAGCAAGAGGACAGAGGGAGGCGGGACGUGGAGGUCAAACCCGUGGAGCUGGCCCUUACUGAGGAACACAUGAGCUGUGUGACAGGUAUUCUUGAAGAGUCCCUACAGCAGUACGGCAGUUUGAUCCCCAUCCACGUGGACGACAUCGUGGAGAAGCUUCAGGACAUCUUCAGCGAGAGCUUCUCACAGCCUCACAGGAAAGCAGUGGUCCAGCACCUAAUACAAUCCUUCCAGCGCUCGUCGGGAUCCGCCCUGGCCAAAACGUUCAGAGUCAACUACAAACGCCACGUGCUGACCAUGGACGACCUGGGCACUCUGUAUGGACAGAACUGGCUCAACGACCAGAUUAUGAACAUGUAUGGUGACCUGGUCAUGGACUCUGUGCCCGAGAAGGUGCACUUUUUCAACAGCUUCUUUUAUGAUAAGCUGAGGACAAAAGGCUAUGAUGGGGUCAAACGGUGGACGAAAAAUGUAAGUGUUGUCGGGGAGGGUUCUCUUCACAUUAAGGUUGAUCUAGACAAUUGUGCUUUCUUUAUGUAAAUAUGUAGCCUGUCUAUCAUUUUAAAUGACAAAGCAGGGCCUCAGACCCCAAUAUUUGUGGUUAAAUUGGUCUGUUGAUGGUCUCAAGCUUUUUGUCAUACAGUCGUUAGAAUUACGGUGUAAUAAUUUGUAUUUUGCGCCAAUUCAGAAUAACGGAUAGCCCCAUUUGUUCUGUUUGUCGUUUUGGCCGUCACUAUCUUUGUUCGUUUCACCUGGAAGUGACACGAGAGGUUGGAGCUCGUAAUAUAGCUUCAUGGGCUUUUUCUAAAUUUUCCACUAUUGUGGACAAAGCCAGUUUACGUUGUUUUAUGCCAGAGAGGACAUCAGUUAAGCAGGCGGUCCUUCACACACACACACACACACACACACACACACACACACACACACACACACAC